ACGGAAAUAAAAUGAAAAUUAGUGUAGAAGCUGCGUAAUAAAAUUUCAAAAUGUGACAGAAUGAACACGUAAGCAAUCUCAACAGUAUUUGAACCGUUUCUUCCUAUAAAUCCCACCAUCUCUUCUCUUUCCUUCAUCUCUCUCUCUCUCUCAAAAGAAAUGGGGAACCUUGACAAAGCAGUUGCUGUUUCUUCUCCUUUCUCUUAUUCUCCACCAUCUUUCUCUUCUUCUUCGUCUUCUAUUUCACCAUCUUCUCAGUCUUCGCCGACUCUUCCUCCUCCUCCUCCUCCUCCUCAUCCUUCUCCUCAUCCUUCCACUCCAUGUGUUGUUCUUAGCCCUUGUGCUGCCUGCAAAAUCCUUCGCCGGAGAUGCGCCGAGAAAUGUGUUCUUGCUCCUUACUUUCCUCCCACUGAACCUUACAAGUUCACCAUUGCUCAUAGAGUCUUUGGUGCCAGCAACAUCAUCAAGUUCUUGCAGGAAAUCCCAGAGUCUCAUAGAGCAGAUGCAGUGAGCAGCAUGGUUUAUGAAGCAAAUGCAAGGAUUAGAGACCCAAUUUAUGGGUGUGCAGGUGCAAUUUGCCAGCUUCAAAAGCAAGUAAAUGAACUUCAAGCUCAACUGGUCACAGCCCAAGCUGAAGUUGUAAACAUGAAAUCUCAGCAAGCCAAUUUGGUUGCCCUAAUUUGCAUGGAAAAAAUGACACAAUCUCAUCAUCUUCAAGAACCCAUUUUUCAGCACCACCAAUAUGUUGACACAAGCUGUUUUCUAGAUGAGACCAAUUUGGGCACACCUUGGGAGCCCCUUUGGACAUGAUACAAAAACCCAAAAAAAAAGUAUAAACUAUGAUCAAGCCUUCAAGAGUGAGCAACAGAAAAUGGAAAAAAAAUAUUGAUUCAAUUAGUCA
Manihot esculenta (cassava) is the source of this 901-nucleotide messenger RNA. RefSeq names its product LOB domain-containing protein 1. The coding region runs from base 160 to 810 and encodes 216 amino acids. NCBI's taxonomy places the organism in Eukaryota, Viridiplantae, Streptophyta, Magnoliopsida, Malpighiales, Euphorbiaceae. The transcript has 2 exons. The record is from RefSeq and is a predicted model, not a curated record.